UAUGUGUGACUGUGAUCUUGUGCUGUCUGAGAUGUUUCCUUGAUUUGGCAGGAAUCCUGAUCAAGAUAAGCUGCCGUGGUGUUACACGAUGACGGAGCGAGCCGUUUUCGUGGGAGUACUGCGCCAUCAAGCCCUGCUCCAAACCAGAUCCUGAGCUUCUCAUGACUCACAACAGCACGGGCCACAGAGGUCCCAUCAUCGCCGUGGCCCCGGGGCCCUCCCUCAGUUCUUCCAGGACCACGGCGUGUGGGAAGAGGCAGGAGAAGCGGAUCAGUCGGGGUCGAAUCCUGGGCGGGACGUCUGCAUUGCCCGGCGCUCACCCCUGGAUGGCAGCGCUGUACAUCGCAGACGAGUUUUGUGCAGGAGCGCUGGUCUCCUCCUGCUGGAUCGUGUCGGCCGCUCACUGCUUCCUGCGCAAUCCACUAAAGUCACAGAUUCGGGUCAUUCUCGGCCAGCACUCCUUUAACGACACCGGUCCCAACACCAGGACCUUUGCUGUUCAGGAUUAUAUUUUAAACCCGCGUUACACACAGUUUGAGCCGACCUUAAACGAUAUCGCUUUAGUGAAGCUGAAGAAGGUUGACGGACGCUGCGCUCUGAAGACGGCCUUCAUCAGGCCCAUCUGUCUGCCGGGGAAACACAUGACGUUCCCCGAUCACUCCUGCUGUAAGAUCUCAGGCUGGGGUCACAUGCACGAGAAGGCGAACUCGUACUCUCGCCUGAUGGAGGGAGUGGUGAAGAUCAUCCCGUUCGAUCAAUGCUCGUCUCCAGACGUCUACGGGUCAGAGGUCAGGUCGGGGAUGCUGUGUGCGGGAAGUGAGUCCUGUGUGGAUGCCUUUCAGGGCGACUCGGGCGGUCCGUUAGCGUGCGACUGCGACGGCGGGAGUUUCCUCUACGGAAUCAUCAGCUGGGGAGACGGAUGCGGACGCUCGGGAAAACCCGGCGUUUACACCCUCGUGCCCAAAUAUUCAGACUGGAUCAACAGCGUCAUCAAAAAAUCCAGAAAAACAUCCCAAAAAACAUCAGUGAAUAGAACAACCAUAAACAUUUGUAUCGGGCGUCAAUACCAAAAAUGAAACAACUGUGACUUUACUAUUAAUGUAUUCAUGAAGGCUUUCCAUUCCAGUGUUACUGCGUCAUACUGAUGCACGUG
Messenger RNA from Sinocyclocheilus grahami, 1153 nucleotides. RefSeq names its product hepatocyte growth factor activator-like. The transcript has 6 exons. Gene Ontology annotation, biological process: blood coagulation; zymogen activation. NCBI's taxonomy places the organism in Eukaryota, Metazoa, Chordata, Actinopteri, Cypriniformes, Cyprinidae. Gene Ontology annotation, molecular function: serine-type endopeptidase activity. The coding region runs from base 162 to 1076 and encodes 304 amino acids. The record is from RefSeq and is a predicted model, not a curated record.